GACUCUCCCUCCCUUAAAAACACAAACACACACUCACACAGAGUCUGUGUCCUAUUGGCAGCGAACAGGAAACUUCAGGCUGUCAAAAGAUCACACAGAGCCCGUCACUUCACUUAUGAGCGCCGUUUACACAACAACUACUAUUUCUGCUGCUGCUGUGCAGGAGGCGCGUUUGUCUGCAAACCCCGCUUUAAAACAAGAAAAAUGUCAGUGAACCCGAAAUUUGUCAGUCCUUUCCACAGACCGCACUGUUUGUCAGCCGCUGCACCCGCCGGACAAGCCAAACUCACACACCCUGGAAAGGCCAUUUUAGCCGGUGGGAUUGCGGGAGGCAUUGAAAUUUGCAUCACGUUUCCUACAGAGUAUGUGAAAACUCAGCUACAGUUAGAUGAGAAGGCAAACCCGCCUCGCUACAAAGGCAUCGUCGACUGCGUGAAGCAGACGGUGCGUGGUCAUGGGGUGAAAGGUCUGUACCGCGGGCUGAGCUCUCUGCUCUAUGGCUCCAUUCCCAAAGCUGCUGUGAGGUUUGGGAUGUUUGAAUUCCUCAGUAAUAAGAUGAGGGAUGAGUCUGGGAAGCUGGACAGCACACGUGGGUUGAUCUGCGGUUUGGGCGCAGGAGUGGCGGAGGCUGUAGUCGUGGUGUGUCCUAUGGAGACUAUCAAGGUCAAAUUCAUCCAUGAUCAGACCUCAGCAAACCCAAAAUACAGAGGCUUUUUCCACGGCGUGAGAGAAAUAGUCAGAACACAAGGACUCAAAGGAACAUAUCAGGGACUGACGGCAACAGUACUGAAGCAGGGCUCGAACCAGGCCAUCCGAUUCUACGUAAUGACGGCUCUCAGAAACUGGUACAAAGGUGAUAACCCAAAUAAGACUAUUAACCCCUUCGUGACCGGAGUGUUCGGAGCCGUUGCUGGAGCCGCAAGCGUGUUUGGAAAUACACCACUGGAUGUGAUCAAAACUAGAAUGCAGGGAUUGGAAGCUCACAAAUAUAAGAGCACAGUCGACUGCGCCAUCAAAAUCAUGAAACAUGAAGGACCGGCUGCAUUCUACAAAGGCACCGUGCCCAGGUUAGGACGGGUGUGUAUGGACGUGGCAAUAGUGUUCAUAAUCUAUGAGGAAGUGGUUAAGGUUCUCAACAAGGUGUGGAAGACGGAUUAAUGAAGGCGGAGUCCGGCGUUUACACAGCGGCCAAAAUACCUGCCAACAGCAGACGACACAGAAAGUCACUGGAAUGUGCUUCUUUGCCAUCAUUUAAUCAACACAGACAGAGAUAGAUUUCCCCAACUAAUGUGAGAGAGACACCAAAUACUUGAAAAUUAGUAUUUUACCCCAAAGACCAAUUUAAAUAGAAUUUUUUAACUGUUUUUAUGGAAAACUACAUGUUUAGGGAGACUCACUUAAAUUUUAUUUGAUUUUUUUUAAACAUUAGGUGUCAUAGAAAAUUUUAUUCUAGUUUUAACAAUGUUAUUUUCUUAAGUGCAAUUUACCAGCAAAUAUUAUACUUUUCCGUUGUAUGCAUUUUAAUUUUAUUUUCCUCACUUGUGAUUAUAUACUAAGUGCUGAGGGCCUAACUUGAACACCGUAAAACUUAAAGUAGUCAACUUUAGUCUAAAUUAACCUCAUUCAAAAAAAACCCCAAAGCUUUUAAUUAUAAGAUACAAAUGUGUUUUAUACUCUAUAGUACUUGUCAAGAGUUAGGAAACAUUAUGAUUAUUAAAUGUUUUAAUGUUGAAGUCUCAUGACCACUAAAGUUGCAAUUGUGUGCACAAAAAUACAGUAAAAACAUAACGUUGUGAAAUAUUGUUACAAUUUAAGCAGCAAAUCAGUAUAUUAGAAUGAUUUCUGAAGGAUCAUGUGAUUCUGAAGACUGGAGUAAUGAUGCUAAAAAUUCAGCUUCGAUCAUAAAAAUAAAUUACGUUUUACAAUAUCUUCAAAUCGAACAUAAUUAUAUCAAAUUGUAAUAAUAUUUACUGUAUUUUUGACCAAAUAAAUGCAGCUUCAAGCAGGUGAGCAGAAGAGAUGUCAUUAAAACAUUUAAAGAUCAUAAUAUUUUUAAACUUCUGACAAGUACUAGUGGUACAUAUAAUACAUGCACUUUCACAUUUGGUAGUAAUCCAGGUUUAGUAAUUAUUUUAAGUGCCUAUAUUAAUAUACAUCAUAUAAUCUAUUAUUUUUGGAAUUCUACUUGUUUACAUUGUCAUUUUCAUAAUUUGCGUAUAAUUAAACCCUACCCUAACAGUAUAGCAUAAUAACAGUGACAUUCAAUAACUGUACGCCUCAAUCUCUGAAAUCAACACCACAUGCUGUGCAUUUAAAAACUGAACAGUGUUUUUCACCUAACCGAGCGUCACCAAAGAGCCAGAUCACUCAAAUACAAUGUUUACUUCUUUAACACGAGUUGAAUGUUGUAAAUGAUGUGAAAAAAGUCAACAGGCCAGAGCCUCUUAAAAGCUGAUCACGGAUCAGUCCAUGCCUUAAAGACGAUUAAGCGUGCUUGUAUUUCUGUUCCUCUUCUCCUUCUGCUCUCCUACCUCAAGAUGUUCUCGCAAAUCUGUAAAAACUGACAAGAGAGGUGAAAUAUUGAGCGUAUUCAAUAUUUACGGUGACAUGAAAUCUAGGAUUAUAUGUAACAGACAUCGUAUAAAGCGAAUGUUCACUCUUCAGCAUUGUUUCCAAAUGUAAAACUUGUUUUCCACAGCAGACCAGAGAACUAGAGUGGCUUAACUUAUAGUAUGCAACUGUUAUAGAGGUUAGAAAUAUUAAAUAACAUGUGUUUUGCCUUUACAUGUGGGUGAGUAACAGUCUUGAAUGUACAGAGGUUUGACUGUCAAAAAUAUCAUUUGUGCCUGUGGUUCUUGACUCUUUAAAGACAUGUUUUAGAUAUACUGUAAUGCCAUAUAUCUAAAAGAUACCAUGUUGCAGCCAAAUCUUGAUCUAGUGUUUAUUUGACUUUGUAAACGGCAAGGCAUAGGCGACCCAUGUUGGGCCAGGAAAAACAGCAGUGGGAAUAAACGUGGGACUUUAUAGUUGUGUAUCUGUGAAAGUAAUCAGAAUGCAUUCCAAAAGUGUGACCUAAAAUAUGCAUUAAUUGUCAUGCUAAUGAAAAAUAAUGUGCCUUCAGUUCAUGUUCUAAUUUAGAAUAAAUUAUGCUGACUGGACAAAGAGUCUGUUUUAUUUUUUACGUGUGUAUAUAUACACUGUUAUAGCUUUAAUAAUCAAGAUAAGUAUAGACAGACAGGAAAAAUAAUUUACAGAUCAAAUUAAAUAGUUAAAGAAUAAAAUAAAAAUAUGUCUGGCAAACACAAGACCACUGAUUCAUGAGUACUGGAACAAAACACUACAUAACUGAAUCAUUCUGAAUGAAUCUUUUCAACACAUUUCACCCGUUUUGUGUUUUCUGCUUCUCCCAUUUGCUCUUUUUACAUUGACUAUCACUCUGUAAAGACUAACAUAAUUUGAUGCAACAAUAAAUACUCAAAUAUUUACAGUAUUACAA
Molecule: messenger RNA, 3496 nt
Organism: Labeo rohita (rohu)
Lineage: Eukaryota; Metazoa; Chordata; Actinopteri; Cypriniformes; Cyprinidae
Gene: slc25a1b
Product: slc25a1 solute carrier family 25 member 1b
Exons: 9
Coding region: 205-1158 (317 amino acids)
Biological process (GO): mitochondrial citrate transmembrane transport
Source: RefSeq, a predicted model, not a curated record